UUGGCGCAAAAUGAAAACCUAAACCCGCCCAAACCAAAACAUUCUUCUCAAUCCUUCCCUAAAUCCAUUGUUUAUGCUUCUCACCAGAAUCUCUGUUUUGCUGAGCUUUUGUUCCCUAAAUCCAUCGUCUAUCCUUCUCUAAACCCAUCUUCUCGUCAGAAACUCUGUUCGUUGGCUGCUGCUGCUCUUGCUUGUUGUUCGCCUGUUGCCACACUUCCGACCUUCUUCCUUUGUCUUUAUUUAUCCUUGACCACUGAGCCACGACCCACCACACCCCUCGUUAACUUCCACUGCUUCCUCUGCGUCAACCCUCCUUGCACAGCCACUGCCAGCGUCAUUCUGGCAACUUCUAUCGCGCUACCGCAUUCAUCCCCUCUGCUCAUUGCAACUGCUAGCUGCUCCAAUUCUGAGUUCAACUAGCAUCUCCCUCUCCCUAUAACUCAUUUUGUCAAUUCACACCAGGGAUCGAUAAUUUGCAUGUCUUAUUUAGCUAUGAUUCCAAACUUGAUAUCUUUCAAGCAAGGUAAUCGGUGAAGAAUUUUGUUCUUAUUUUUUUAUUUUUAAUUUUAAUGCCUUUAAUAGUGUAUGUAGCAAAAUUCAGGCCACUCAUUUGUUAUUGCUACUGCCAUGGGAGUUGUGUUCGUUGGUGAUACUCUGUAUAUUGGAAGUUUAUGAUGAAAAAGGAAAAGAACUUUGGAUGGAGCAUUCUUUCAAUUGGAUUCUUUUUUGGUUUUAUCCAUGGCAAAAUCUGGAAUGAAUUGUAGAUGUUCCUUCACAGCAUAGCAUGAUCUUGGGAACUCUUAUAUGGUGGAAGAUUUUGGAAAUCCAGAAAAGCAGGGGCGAGCCAUAUAUGGAGGAAGCACGAUGGGGAAGAACCAAUAUCUUCAAGAACGUGCCGCCGCAGGAAGAAACAGAGAUUGGAGAAGUGGCUCUCGGAUAAGUGGAUCGGCAUGGAAUUUACUGCACGUCAGGCACCUGGUAGUAGGAAAAGUCAACUUAUUUCUUCUUGUUCUUCCUCCAUAUGCAUGCUGUUUCUAUUAUGAGUAAUGAAUUCUAAAGUGGAGUUAACACUAAUGGGCUUCAGUUUACAAACGAUAGAGUUAUUUUCUUUUUGCUUAUUGCUUCAAGUAUUAUUCUUUUUUGUUGGGUUUUGUUUUGCUGUUUAGGUUUCACACAAAUACCAACAAGUUACGGUUUAAAAUGUUGUUGUAAGUGAUUCUCUAAUUCACGGGUAAAAACAUGUAAGAAAGGUUUGAAGAUGAACCGGCGCUGGAGCGAGCCAAGUAAGCCCUUCAGUUGCUCAGAGAAGCACAAGCAUCUCCUUGGAGGGAAACCCUAGUUUCCUCCACCGCGAUCGCCGCCGCUGGGCUUCUGAUUGUCACCGUCAGUCAUGCCAGAGAUAUUUGUCUAUUCGUCCUACUCCAUGCCCACACCUCAAUCUCGAGUCUCGAGCUUCAUCGCAGUAGUUUUGGAGUCGUUGCGGCCUAUAACCACUCAUCUUGCUCAGUCGGUCUUUUCCCGCUGUCCCUCGUCGUGGUCAUCUUCUGCCGUGCUUGUCACGAGAAGGUAACAGUUGCUCUGCCCACUAAAUCAUUAGUAGUCCCACAGAAGAAUGGAUCGUGCAGAAAAUUACUACCCUGGUUCCCGAGUUUGAAGAACAAGAUGAUCCUGAAACACUUCUUGGGCCUUUGGCUAACAAAUUCAAGCCUACAGUAAUCAGUUCUUGGAUGGAGAAAAGGAAGGCAUUACUAACAGAAAAUGCAGACAAAAUGAAACGAUUGCUUGAUAAUUUGCAGAGGAAACUUGAUGAGUCCUUCUUAAACAUGCAGCUCUAUGAAAUAGCCUUGGAACUGUUUGAACAUGAUCAAUCAACUUCUAUUAACAAAGAACGAGAGGGUGGACAGAUUGACAGAUUCCUAUUGAAAAACAUUGUAGAUAUAUUUGUUGAGGUUGGUCUCGGGAAGUUGGAUCAUUACGAGCAGGAUUUUGAGAUACAAAUGCUAGAUGAUACAACCAAUUACUACAAAAGCAAGGGCACAAUAUGGAUUAAGGUUGACUCCUUUCAAGAAUAUCUGUCGAAGGCUCUGGAAUGCUUGAGAAAGGAGAAGAAUAGAGUAUCUCAUUAUUUGCACUCUAGCACUUGGCAAAAAUUGUAUAAGGUCAUCUUUUGACUUAUUCUUGAUUACAUGGAUUUACCUGAUGUUAACUGUUAUAUCUUUUGGUUCAUCAACUGCAUCUACAAUCACAUACUGCAUGAUAAUGAUGUAAAACUAGGGUACUGUGCCAGUUAAACCUUAUUUUGAUGAUUAAAUUAAAUAUUAAUGUUAUUUUAA
This is a messenger RNA of Arachis ipaensis, 2333 nucleotides long. The record is from RefSeq and is a predicted model, not a curated record. Lineage: Eukaryota; Viridiplantae; Streptophyta; Magnoliopsida; Fabales; Fabaceae.